AAACAAAGGCUGUUCACAAAUUCGUGUUGUGUCGAUAUUUUGUGGUAUAUUUCAGCGAUUUCCCCUAGAAUACUCACUAGAAACCUGAACAGUAAGUUAACACGAUGUCUGCGAGUGAGAAACAAUUCUUUGGACCGCUAACAUUACACCAGAAAAGUGAUAAACCGACGAUAUUUAAGAGUGACGAACCGCGAGAAUGUUCAUGUGUUUUGUGUGAAGAAAACUUUGUUUUACCAGCUAAUGAGAAGCAGUUAUUAACGCAUCUAUUCAUGGAACAUCGGCUGGUAAUAGCUGAUGUGAACCAGAUAUCGGAUUUGAAUGAAUAUCUUAGAUAUUGGAGGCUAAGAUUUCGAGAUAAUAGUUUACCCUUCUAUUGCACAACAAUGCUACUGGACAACAAACCAGACGGUACAAAGUCUAAGAAUGAAGAAUAUUAUUUAUUAAGUGAUGUCUUACCUGAAGACAAAGAACUGCGUACAAAUCUACAACAAACAAAAUUGGAAAAGCUCUUAGAACGACACCAGUUUGAAAGAGAAGACAAAACAUAUACCAAGGAGUGCCUAUUUUGCCGUUACAUGUCAACAACUACACGAGCCGAUUAUUUAAACCAUUUAUAUGAGAAACACAAUUUCCAUAUUGCCAAACCUGAUAAUCUAAUAUUCAUUGACGAUCUGAUCAAUACAAUCGAGAAGAAGUUAGAAAAACUUCAAUGCAUUUUCUGCGAAGGCUACUUUAAAGAUCGUAACAUACUAAAAGAGCACAUGCGUAAAAAAGGCCAUAAAAGAAUCAACCCUGAUAACAAAGAAUAUGAUAAAUUUUUCCUUGUUAACUAUAUUGGUGAUAACAAUGAGAAGCCAAAGCAUUACAGGACAUUUAAAACUACAGUGAAGAGGAAACCGGAAGAGUUUGAAAAUGAUUCAAACGUGGACAGCGAUUCAGAAUGGUCAGAAUGGACGGAGGAAAAUGGUCCGUUAAUCACUUGCCUCCUUUGUGAGCACACCGAGAUGGAAUAUGAAAAUAUGUUAGACCACAUGGAACGUCAACACGAGUUUUCAUUUACAAAAGUAACUACAGGAUUUGAUUUUUACCAGAAAAUUAAAGUUGUCAACUACAUAAGACGUCAAGUGCAUUUGAAACAAUGUCUAUCAUGCGACACAAAAUUCAAUGAUUCAAAAAAUUUGGAAAAACAUUUAAAAGAUGUGAAACACUUGGUAUUACUGAAGGAUAAAUGGGAUCAACCAGAGUAUUACUUCUCUACGUACGAAGAUGAUCUGUUUCUCUGCUUCAUCCAUGAUGAUGAUGAGAGUUGGUGGUCCGGUGAUGAAAAGGAAGUAGAAAAUCAGAAUAGUAUGUGCGAUAGUAUAUCUAAAGAAAUGGCUAUGGCUGUUUUAAGUGAAUGAUGAACUAAUUUUCCAGGUGUUCCAGGUUGGUAUGGCCCACUUUCCUAGAGUGUAUGGGCAUUAGCAAUUCAAACUUUUGAAAUUAAUAUGUUGCACUUCUUUAUUAUGCUUUAGAUCAAUUCUGAAAAUGCCUCAAUGAUCAAUGCUUGAAAUAGGUGUUCAUAUAUAUGCCUUUCACAAUAAAUCAAAUAAAUAUGAUAGAUAAUUAGAUAAUAAUAGUUUAUAGAAAUUUGUAAUCAUUUUUAAAAAUUGGAAUAAUUCUCUAUUUUUUGAGAAAAUAAGUGGUUGUUUUGAGAGUUGGGUUUUCUGCUUUGACGUCUGCGACAUUUCUAUGUCUGCUUCUUUAUAAAUUAUGUGGAUUCUACAAAUAAAAAUUUAGAUGGCAUUGAGUUAAAUGUAUUUGUUGUUUUGUAAAUAAUGGUUUUUAUAUUUGAAUUAUUUAGGUGUAGGUAGGAGUGUUAAUUGUUUCAUAAUAAUAACAUGAAUUAUACAUACUUAUAAUGUCAGUUUAUGAAAUAUCUCGAAUUGUAUUUCAUUUAAAUGGUUGUACCGUUUUACAGUAUGGUACCGGAUAAUGGUUGCAUGUAAAAAUGGGCAGGGUAGGUACAAUCAAAGAGCAAAAGUGCAGUCAGUGAGCCCAGCGAAUUAUUUGUAAACAGUGGUGAAAUUAUGAAUCAUUAGUUGUCAUAAUUAUAAAAUUUAUGUUUUUGUAGGUGUUUUUGGCCUUUUACAGAAACAACAUGUAACGAGGAGGUCUAAGUGCAACCAGUAUAUUUAUUACUUUGCAAGAAACUGAUUGGACUUUUGCACCUUAUCGUACCUUCAUAGCCAUUCGGUAUUGCUACCUAACAUCAUCAUCAUCAUCAUUGUCAACCCAUAAACAUCCCCACUGCUGGGGCACGGGCCUUCCCUAUGGAUGGAUAGGGAGAUCGGGCCUUAAACCAUCACGCGGGCCCAGUGCGUAUUGAUGGUUAUUAACGACUGCUAAUGCAGCCGGGACCAACAGCUUAACGUGCCUUCCGAAGCACGGAGGAGCUCGAGAUGAAAACUUUUUUUUGUGGUCACCCAUCCUAUGACCGGCCUUUGCGAAAGUUGCUUAACUUCAACAAUCGCAGACCGAGCGCGUUUACCGCUGCGCCACCGAGCUACUCAAUCAACCACUCACUACCCAAUCUACUCAGUCUACCUAACAUAUACAGCCUAUUUACAUCCCACUAUUACUCGCAGAUCAUUUUUUAAUUUAAUUAAUUUAUUAUUGUGAAUAUUUUUGUAAAUAAUUACGGUGCUAAUUAGUCAUUAUAUACAGCCAUGAAAUUAUUACUUAGCUAUUUAUAUUAAAAUUUAGAAAAUUG
Messenger RNA from Pectinophora gossypiella (pink bollworm), 2752 nucleotides. RefSeq names its product zinc finger protein 277. NCBI's taxonomy places the organism in Eukaryota, Metazoa, Arthropoda, Insecta, Lepidoptera, Gelechiidae. The coding region runs from base 105 to 1400 and encodes 431 amino acids. The record is from RefSeq and is a predicted model, not a curated record. The transcript is spliced from 2 exons.